GCCCUCAUAGUUUCCUGGUCCUCAGCUCCGCCUAGCCUCGCUGUGGCCGGACAGAGGAAAGACUUCUCAGUUUCAGAACAAAAGCAACAACGGACCGAAGAGGCUAAAGUAACGGGCAUCCAAGUUCAGUCCUCUAGUUUGUAAAUUAAAGAUUUCAGUACACAGCUGUUCGACGAUAACGAUUCACACCGUUCUUAACUCACGCGUAAAGCGAGAAAGUUAGUUAUUUGGCAUCUUUGUAUCCCAAUCCUAAUCCGGUCGAGUGCUUGAUAACUAAGCGAGGGUACCAAACAGACGGUAUUGUUUCCCAGUGUUGAUCAAGACUUGAUCUUAGGAGAAGACUGUUAUUCGGAUAAGAGUGGUAGCCGUGUACGCAAUCGUACACGCAUAUUGAAGACAAAAGCAGCAUUGGCAUUAAUGGUAGAAAAGCCCUUCUACCAUGUCCCUGAUGGCAGCUCCCAGUGAACUCAGCGGUAGAAAAUCCGCUGCCGUACACAUGAAAGAGCCUUACAAGGUGAUGGUGAUGACCAAGAACCAAGAGCAGGAGAAGCACAAAGUCUGCCGCUCUACCAAGGAUGUACACAAAUCUGCUGACUCGGCGGAUGACGACAAAGGCGUUGCUAGCUUCAGCACGAACAACAACUCUGUCGUCUGCUUGCCCCUCGUCUCUGAAGGACUGAAGCUGGUUUGGACCCAGGCCGAUCAGACCAGAGAACUAGACGCCAUACCAGAGCUAGUCCAGGCAUUUAAUUUGUUUCCGUACCCGACAUCCCGUGAAGUGAGUGCCCUCGCCAGGGCAUGCGCCUUACCACUGGACAAAGUGAAGGUGUGGUUCAUGGUUCAGAGGAUCAAGUACGGCAUCAGCUGGGCCUCGGAGGAAAUCGAGGAGACCCGCAGGAAGCUCUCGGUGCCUGAGCUCGCUGGCGACUCUGUUAAAGUAAAAAACACAGAAUCGCCUGCGAAGGGCAAGAGAAAGGGUUACGAGGCGAUAGUUAUGGUGGACGGUGACAGCGGUCAUGAAAUAGAAGGGGCCCGCUCCACUUCGAUGCCAGCCAAAAAGAAAUCGGUGUACGAAUCCCAGGAUUCUUACAAACCCGCCAGACCGGCGGUCCUGUGUUUCAAAUCUUCCCUCCCACCACCCCAGGACUCCUACUACUACCGCCCCCCUGUGGACACGCCAGCUACUGUGGUGGCUGACGUCUCGCUGGACCUCUCCAUUGAGUCUUCCACCCAGCAGCAGCAGCAGCAGCAACAACAGCAGCAGCAGCAGGCACAGCAGCAGCGACGUCACGGACGCUACAAGAAGUCGAAGGCACAGCUCGCCGUUCUCCGCACCAGUUUCCUGCUGGAGAACUGGCCCACGGAGAUAGAGCUACGGCGGCUGCAGGAGGAGACGGGGCUGAGCCGCAACGACAUCCGAAAGUGGUUCAGCGAUAGCCGGUACCAGCUAAGGGUGGGCCGGGGGGCCCUCAGCGCCGCACAGACCUACUCCCACCCCGCUGUGCCAGAAACUCAAGAGGGGCUUCAGCAGAUUCAACCCCUUCCGCUGGUUUCUCCGAAGACACAUCUGCAACAAAACGGCCUGAAUGUACAGGAGGUGACGCGUAGCAAUGGGAUUAAAGACUCUCACUUCUUCCGGACUUUUCUCACAAACAGCCUGGAGGCCUUUGGGGAACGAGUUGUGGAAGCCGAGGAACAGGCAGCUGAGAAGGAGGCUUCCAGUAAUGGCAACCAUUUUGUUGAGGUAGAACCGAUUGAAGAGAAACCGUUACAAUUGACCAAGACCCCCAAAACUGAGCAAGCCACACAGAAGUCUGAGGAAAUCAAACAGAAGACUGAGGAUAUCACAGAGAAGACUAUGGAACUCAAAGAGAAGACAGAGGAAAUCACGGCGAAGAUUGAGGAAAUCCCACAGAAGGCUGAGGAAACCACAGUGAAGUCUGAGCUAACCACACUGAAGACUGAGAAAACCGCAGCAAAGACUGAGGAAACCACACAGAAGACUGAGAAAACCAUACAGAAGAUUGAGAAAACAACAGAGAAGAUUGAGAAAAUCCUGCAGAAGAUAGAGCCACUACCCCCCAAGAUAGAGCCAACAACAGCCCCACCAAUGGAGGAGAAAGAAUUGAAACCUUCUCCCUGCCCCUCCCCCGCUAGCACCCCACCACCAACUGCCUCACCUACCAAACGACUUUCAAACGGCGUCAGCAGAUCAAAGAAGUCGUCGCGCUCCACCAAGGGGGGCUCACCGCCCGUGACCCCACAACUCUCCCGGGGAUCGGGGUCCUCUGCUUCCUCCUCCCCAGCCCUCACCCCCGCUGGGCGACCGCGGAAGACCAAGGAACAACUGGACGUCCUAAAGCAGCACUUCCUGCGCUGCCAGUGGCCAAAGAGUGAAGAUUACACUGAGCUCGUCAAGCUCACCGGCUUACCGCGCGCAGACGUCAUUCAGUGGUUUGGGGAUACACGCUACGCGGUUAAGAACGGGCAGCUGCGCUGGGUGCAGGGCGUGCGGGAGCAGUUCCUGGCAGAGCUGGCCACGCAGCAAGGCAACGCUGGCGUAACCAACGGCAACAGUACCACACCACGCGGCAGUGGCGGUAGUCGCAAGCGAAAGUCGAGUCAGGCCAACGGAACUGCCGCCGCCAACACAGACACCCUGAACAUCCAACCGCUGGAAGCGUAUCACCAGUCAACUGGGAAGCUGCAGGAAAAAGACCUUGACUCCUUGUGCAAGAGGUCUAGAAUGAGCUACCAGCAGGUCCGCGAGUGGUUUGCGUCUCAGGUGAGCGACGUCACCGAACUGGAGUCCGACAACACGGAUUGAGGAUAAAGACACUGGUGGAGUGUGUUCCCCCCAUUGGUUAGCAUCGCUUUAACUGGAAUAGAUCUGCAUCCGUUACGUCUUCCAAGAGCCAGCUCAAAAGUCAAGCAAUUGUUUUGUAUUAUUAUUAUAAUGCGGUUUUUCCCGUGUAUUCUAAUAUAUUUGGUCUUGAACUGUGCUUCUGCUUUUUAAAGAACUGCCUCAAGAAAAAAAAAGGAUGUUGUACACUGGUUUGUAUUUUAGGAUAGUUGUCUCAGUUUAGAUUGUCUGAGCAAUACAUCUAUUUUUUAGUAUUGUAGCAGUAUAAUUUAUAUUUGUAGUACAUUUGGUACUUCAGUGUAUCUCAGAAUUUUGCAGACACAGCGCUGCUCUGGGAAAGUUUAUAUAAUUAUGGUAAUUGUUGACUUAUCACUGUGUAAUCGUGUGUUUAUUGCCAAUUAUUCCUGUCACAAAUGGCACACUGGACAUUCACACUUAAAAAACUGUCAUGUUGCACUAGCUGUUUCAGAGCCUGCUGUCCCGUUCGUUAAGCCAUCUCUUUCGAUGACAACCAGUGUCAUUUUAGUUUUUUUUUAUUGAACCUUGUACCAUGCUUAAUGUAGUACUUUAACGAAGUGUGGUAGUCUGGCUAUUCUAUUAGUUUUAUUUACAGACUGUUAGUACAUGCAUAUACCUGAAAUAUAUUCAUUUUGUUCAUGUAUUCAUUUUUAGAGCCUGCGCAUCUCAAGAAGUAUUAAAUCUGAGGUUUGCAAUGUGUUUAGUGUAGGUCUGCUCCAGUUUGACUGCAGAAAAAAACCCGUCAGUAAUUAGUUCAAUUUGUGCAUCUCAUUAACAAUGUCCCUCCAAUCAAAGGGAGGAGGUUCAACCCGCACUCGCUGACUUGAUCGGUAUCAGUAUUUUUCUCUCCGCUAUGAUACAUAUUUUGUAAUCUCUGUAGUUGAUGCAAGGGUAGUGGUUUGGGCCAUAAUGUCCAUUUAUCUACUGGAAAUGUAGUAGUUGUAGGGAGGAACAGGAUCAGGUGUAUCGUAUGUAAAUGACAACUGGCAACGCGGGGCAUGUAAAUAUAAACGAAAUACUGGAAGUGAGCGCAGAUGGCCCAUUUGUAGAAGUAGAUGGGGAUUGACUAGUGAAAUAAAAGAUACAAAACAAA
Gadus morhua (Atlantic cod) is the source of this 3974-nucleotide messenger RNA. It is a transcript of the gene homeza, whose product is annotated as homeobox and leucine zipper encoding a. Gene Ontology annotation, biological process: regulation of transcription by RNA polymerase II. The transcript has 2 exons. The coding region runs from base 440 to 2827 and encodes 795 amino acids. Lineage: Eukaryota; Metazoa; Chordata; Actinopteri; Gadiformes; Gadidae. The record is from RefSeq and is a predicted model, not a curated record. Gene Ontology annotation, molecular function: DNA binding; DNA-binding transcription factor activity, RNA polymerase II-specific. Gene Ontology annotation, cellular component: nucleus.